Messenger RNA from Physeter macrocephalus (sperm whale), 2573 nucleotides. It is a transcript of the gene SLC29A2, whose product is annotated as solute carrier family 29 member 2. Lineage: Eukaryota; Metazoa; Chordata; Mammalia; Artiodactyla; Physeteridae. Gene Ontology annotation, cellular component: plasma membrane; basolateral plasma membrane. The transcript is spliced from 11 exons. The record is from RefSeq and is a predicted model, not a curated record. Bases 553 to 1566 code for a protein of 337 amino acids. Gene Ontology annotation, biological process: uridine transmembrane transport; thymine transport; nucleoside transmembrane transport. Gene Ontology annotation, molecular function: nucleoside transmembrane transporter activity.
GAGGGGUGGUGCGACCCUCUGUCCCCGCCCCGGGGGCGGAGCCGAGGUCGGAGCCUGCGGAGCCUGAGACUAGGCGAAAUCGGCCCGAGGCUCCCUGCCCCGCUCCAGCCUCCCCCUACCCCGCCCCAGACUCGGGGAGACCCGACCCCCCCUUCCCCUGUCCACCACCUGCAAGACCCAGCCUCCCGGGUCCCCGGCUCGGCCCACGGGCCCCGGAGCAGGUGCAGGUGCGGCUUCCCCAUCUCUCUCCCACCCGGGCGCAUCCCGCUGGGCGGCCAUGGCGCGAGGAGACGCCCCGCAGGACAGUACUUCCAGGGGCGUCUGGCGGGGGCCAACGGCACCACCGAGACCCUGGGCACCAACCACACGAGCCCUGCAGAUCCCUUCAACUUCAACAACUGGGUGACACUGCUGUCCCAGCUGCCUCUGCUGCUCUUCACGCUCCUCAACUCCUUCCUGUACCAGUGCAUCCCUGAGACGGUGCGGAUUCUGGGCAGCCUGCUGGUCAUCCUGCUGCUCUUUGCCCUGACGGCGGUGUUGGUCCAGGUGGACAUGAGCCCCGAGCCCUUCUUCUCCAUCACCAUGGCCUCUGUCUGGUUCAUCAACUCCUUCUGUGCAGUUCUGCAGGGCAGCCUCUUCGGGCAACUGGGCACCAUGCCUUCCAUGUACAGCACCCUCUUCCUCAGCGGCCAGGGCCUGGCUGGGAUCUUCGCUGCUCUUGCCAUGCUCAUGUCCAUGGCCAGUGGCGUGGAUGCCCAGACCUCCGCCCUGGGGUACUUCAUCACGCCCUGCGUGGGCAUCCUCAUGUCCAUCGUGUGUUACCUGAGCCUGCCCCACCUGAAGUUUGCCCGCUACUACCUGGCCAAGAAACCAUCAAAGGCACAAGGUCAAGAGCUGGAGACCAAAGCUGAGCUCCUCAAGUCUGAUGAGAAGAACGGGAUUCCCAACAGCCCCCAAAAGGCAGCCCUGACUCUGGAUCUUGACCCUGAGAAGGAGACAGAGAUGGAGCCAGAGGAACCCCAGAAGCCAGGAAAACCUCCAGUUUUCAUUGUCUUCCAGAAGAUCUGGCUGACGGCGCUGUGCCUUGCGCUGGUCUUCACAGUCACCCUGUCCGUCUUCCCAGCCAUCACAGCCAUGGUGACCAGCUCCACCAGCCCUGGGAAGUGGAGUCACUUCUUCAGCCCCAUCUGCUGCUUCCUCCUCUUCAACGUCAUGGACUGUCUGGGACGGAGCCUGACCUCUUACUUCCUGUGGCCGCACAAAGACAGCCGGCUGCUGCCCCUGCUGGUCUGCCUGCGGGCCCCGUUUGUGCCGCUCUUCAUGCUGUGCCACGUGCCCGAGAGGUCCCGGCUGCCCAUCCUCUUCCCGCAGGACGCCUACUUCAUCACUUUCAUGCUGCUUUUUGCUGUUUCAAAUGGUUACCUGGUGUCCCUCACCAUGUGCCUGGCGCCCAGGCAGGUGCUGCCACAUGAGAGGGAGGUGGCCGGCACCCUCAUGACCUUCUUCCUGGCUCUGGGGCUCUCCUGUGGAGCCUCCCUCUCCUUCCUCUUCAAGGCACUGCUCUGAAGUGCUCCGUCCAGGGCUCUCCCAGCAUCUUCUCUUCGGAGCUGAGACCCAGCACAGGGAGAAUGGUGGGCCAGGCUCAAGCCUCUGCUGGGCUGGGGCCCCGCGGUCUGGGGGUGCCAGGAAGAGGCAGGUGCUGCUCUCCUUCCCGGGCUGGUGGCCACCUGGGGUGCUGCAAGGAAGAAUUCACCACCUGCCAUUCUAAGCCUCCCCAGGAGUGGAGGUGACGCACAGGCUAUCUAGACGCACACAGACCUCGCUGAAAGGGUGAUGAUCAUGAAAAAGAGGGCCGAGGACAACGGCCCUUCCUCACCAUCAGGAGUGCAUUUGUUAAUCAUGAGAAACUCACUGGCCAAGUGCCGGGGCUCAGAGGCCACAGGUGGGACCUUGCCAACUGUGUGGCUGGUGUGGCCGCAGCUUCAGAUUCAGAGUGGGAGUGGGGGCCAGCCCUGGGCAGGAGCUCCUCUUCUCUCCAGGCCUCAGCGACCCCAUGGUCAAGUCUCUUGGACUCCAGAACAGAGGAUUCCAGGGAAGUUGAAGGGACAGGGAGAAGGCGUUCAGGAUCUGAGGGUGCUCGAAGGACCCUCUGGGCCUCGGACAGCGUUUUCGUCGCCAGCAUUUACUGUGUCCACUCCCCAGAGCCCAGCUGGGCCUGGGUCCCAGAACCGCAGUUAGCCUGCAUGUGUGCACUGCACUUUACGGUUUGCAAAGCUCUUCUGCGCCCGCUCUCUCACCGAAGCCACACUGAGGCCCUUGGAGGGAGGCGAGCAGGGAUGGUGCUCCCCUCUGUACAGGUGAGGAAACCGAGUCCCAGGGGGAAGUGACCAGUUCUUGGCAGAGCCAGGACCCAGCCCCCACCUCCCUGUAGGUGCUGUUCUUCCUGCCCACUGCCUGCUUCCCUUUUCCUUGAGGGGCUCAAGGCGAGAGCCCUAAGCACUUACUCCACCUUUUUGCUUGUUUUCUCUCUCUGACCCUGCUCCUGGGUCUAAUAAUAACCUUCUCCAUUUGUA